Setaria italica (foxtail millet) is the source of this 2635-nucleotide messenger RNA. Its product is annotated as trihelix transcription factor GTL1. NCBI's taxonomy places the organism in Eukaryota, Viridiplantae, Streptophyta, Magnoliopsida, Poales, Poaceae. Bases 236 to 2008 code for a protein of 590 amino acids. The record is from RefSeq and is a predicted model, not a curated record. The transcript has 4 exons.
CCCCUAACCUUCCUCGUGGCACUCACUCUCCCUGUGACUAGAGAGAGACGGGAGGGCAACGGGGACUGAGAGAGAUGGGUGUAGAAGCAAGAAUUCUCCCCAAUUCGGUGCCUGAAUUGCUCUCCUAGACUAAUGGUAGUUGGUAGUACGUACUUGUAGGCCGGAGACAAGAGAGACGCUGCUAUAGCUAGUCGCAGUACUGGGAAGGAAAGGUGGUGGUGGUGGGCUGGUGGCCAUGCUGCACCACCAUGGUGGCGCCGGGUCCCCGUACACGGCCCCGCCGACGGCUGGCACGGCCCCGUUCCCGCCGACGCCGACGGGGCUCGUGUCUGCCACCGCCAUCCCGCCGCCGCCGAUGCAGCUGCAGCCUGCGGGGACGACGCCGAGUGCCAAUUUCGAGGAAUUGCCAGCGGGCGGCUCCGGCGCUGGCGCCGUGGCCAACCUACAAGAGGAGGACGUGCCGGCCGACGUUGUCGGCGGCAGCGGCGUGGGAGCGUCGGGGUCCGGCGGCCACCGGUGGCCGCGCGAGGAGACGCUGGCGCUCAUCAGGAUCCGGACGGAGAUGGACGCCGACUUCCGGAACGCCCCACUCAAAGCGCCGCUCUGGGAGGACGUCGCCAGGAAGCUUGCGGGUCUGGGAUACCACCGGAGCGCCAAGAAGUGCAAGGAGAAGUUUGAGAACGUGGACAAGUACUACAGGCGCACCAAGGACGCCCGCGCCGGGCGCCAGGACGGCAAGAGCUACCGCUUCUUCUCGCAGCUCGAGGCGCUCCACGCCGCGGCGCAGCGGCAGCAGCAGGCCACGGGUAUGGCCACGGUGCAAGCUGAUCAUCAACCGUUGAGGACAAUGGCGGCGUGGACGGCGACCCCUGCGACCCAACAGCUAGGCCCUCCCGGCGGCUCCGCCCUGCCGGACCUCAGCUUCUCGUCCAUGUCGGGGUCUGAGUCCGACUCCGAGUCGGACGACGACCUGGAUGAUGGUGUCCUGGAGGCGGGCCUCGGCAAGGGCGAGAGCGGCGGCGACGACAGGGAGAUGAUGGCGAUCUUCGAGGGUAUGAUGAAGCAGGUCACGGAGAAGCAGGACGCGAUGCAGCGCGUGUUCCUGGAGACGCUCGAGCGGUGGGAGGCGGAGCGCACGGCGCGCGAGGAGGCGUGGCGGCGGCAGGAGGUCGCCCGCAUGAACCACGAGCGGGAGCAGCUCGCCAGGGAGCGCGCCGCCGCGGCCUCCCGCGACGCCGCGCUGAUCGCGUUCCUCCAGCGCAUCGGCGGUGGGCAACAGCAGGGGGAGCCCGUGCGCCUCCCUCCCCCGAUCGCCGUCGCCAUGCCCGUGCCCGCGCCGAUGCCCGACCGCACCCCGCCGUCGCCUCGCCACGACGCCUCGCUCCAGCCUGUGCCCGCGCCUCCCAAGCCGGAGGAGGCCCGGGCGUGGGCUGGAGGAGAGGGCAGCGGGUCUUCGCUGCCGUCGCGGUGGCCGAAGGAGGAGGUGCAGGCGCUGAUCCAGCUGCGAACCGAGAAGGACGAGCAGUACCAUGACGUCGUGGCCAAGGGCCCGCUCUGGGAGGACAUCGCCGCCGGAAUGCGGAGGAUCGGGUACCACCGGAGCGCCAAGCGGUGCAAGGAGAAGUGGGAGAACAUCAACAAGUACUACAAGAAGGUGAAGGAGAGCAACAAGAGGCGCCCCGAGGACUCCAAGACCUGCCCGUACUUCCACCAGCUCGACGCCAUGUACCGCAAGAAACGCUUCGCCGGCGGAGGCAUCAGCACCGCGCCGGGAGCGUACACGGCCGCCGUCGCCGUCACGGUGCUGGAGAAUCCGAACCUGAACCCGCGCGAGCUCGAGGGGAAGAGCAGCCACGACGCUGGCAAGUCGAAGAAUGAUGGACAGGGAAACGUGCAAGGUCCUCCCGGCAACAACGGCGAGACGGCACCCGCGACCACCGUGCCUGAUGACGGCGACAAAAACAAGGAUUCAGAAUUGACGUUGCACAGAGGGCAGAGGACAACAUGAAAGAAACAGACGUGCAGCUGCUGCAGCAGCAGUUCGGAGCAGACGAGACGGAGAGCGACGACAACGACAUGGGAGGCGACUACACUGAAGAAGGCGGCAACGAUGAAGACAAAACGAAGUACAAGACGAGCUUCCAGAAGCCUAAUGUGAUCGGGAGCAGUGGCGACGCAACUGCACCACCAGCGACGGCUGCGGCAACGGCGAAUUCAGCCGGUCCAACGAGCAGCACCUUCCUUGCCGUUCAGUAGACGGCAAUGCUGCAGGACCCGGUGCCAGCUGAUCAGCACCAGACCACCAGUGCAUCACCGCCUUUUCCGGCUCAUAAUCACCAUCAUACUUGUUCUGCUCUGCCGGUGAUCCUGGCACCAUCCGAAUACCAUUUGUUGAUUUAUUUCUGUAAUAAGUAUCCAAUCAUGAAAGACAAAAGGACAAGGAGUAACACUGAAGAACAGAGGUAGCAGAGGCGCCUAAACAAAAAGUUUUCUUUUUCUUACCAUAGGUUAUGUUAUACUUUAGCUAACAAUUGUACAUUCAUGUGACAGUCUUCUCUGUAUUCCCUUCUGAUACAAUUUGGUCAGUAAUUUGGAUCGUCCAAGAAGGCAUUCGCUUCAGCCACAAGUGGCCUUA